Messenger RNA from Macadamia integrifolia, 815 nucleotides. Its product is annotated as protein PROTON GRADIENT REGULATION 5, chloroplastic-like. The coding region runs from base 211 to 600 and encodes 129 amino acids. Lineage: Eukaryota; Viridiplantae; Streptophyta; Magnoliopsida; Proteales; Proteaceae. Gene Ontology annotation, biological process: photosynthetic electron transport in photosystem I; response to high light intensity. The transcript is spliced from 2 exons. Gene Ontology annotation, cellular component: chloroplast. Gene Ontology annotation, molecular function: electron transfer activity. The record is from RefSeq and is a predicted model, not a curated record.
GUAAAAAUCACAUCUACAAACCAACCCUUCAACUUGAACGUGUGGCUUCCUUUCCCCCUCUCUCUCUCUCUCUCCCCUUCUCUCUCACAUCCAAUCGUAAACCAGAGGCUCUCUCUCAACUUUACACCCAACCUCUCAAAAACAGAGGAAACACUUUCUCACUAUUGUGUAACUGAAAAGCUAGCUAAUCCUCUGUUCUGUUCUUCUUCAAUGGCUACUUCAAUUUCUGCAACUGGGUUCAAAACAGGUCUUCUUCCUUCUUCUUUCCAUGGAAGCUGGGGGACUUCCUCCUUUGUUGGUGAAGAUUACACAGCCCUUGCAAAGUCAGUACCCAGAUGGGUUCGUGUGGCUAAGCCAGUAAGGUCACAACCAGUUAUGAAGAACGUUAAUGAAGGAAAAGGUGUGUUUGCUCCAGUUGUUGUUUAUACCCGCAAUCUCAUUGGGAAGAAGCCAUUCAAUCAGAUUAGAGGAAAAGCCAUUGCCUUACACUCACAGGUAAUCACUGAAUUCUGUAAAUCGAUAGGGGCAGAUGCAAAACAAAGACAAGGAUUGAUUCGAUUGGCAAAGAAGAAUGGAGAAAGGCUUGGAUUCCUUGCUUAAUUGAUGAAAAAUAUUGUAUUUCCAUUAUGGUUCUUUAAACAUUCCAAUAAGUUCAGAUGCAUAUACAGUUCUAAUUUUAUUUUUUCCCCCUGAGAUCAGAUUGUAAACUAGAACAGAGAGGAGUAUAGACUGUCCUCCAUCACAUGUGAUCUUUGUUUUCCUCAUUUGCUUGUCAUUUGUUCUUCCAUUAAGAUAAAAAAAAAAUUGUUCUGUUA